AAUAGUUAAAAUUGGUCUUUUAAGCAUAUAAAGUCAAGCUAUCUACCGAAAUAAUAGGCUUACACAAUGAAUUCUGGUCCUUCAAAGUUGGUGGUUCAGAAACCGAGCAUGUCCCAUAAAAAUCAACAACAUGCAAUGAAUUUAGGUACCUUGAACAUUCGAGGUAAUAUUACAAAAAAGUUGGAUGGCAUUAUAUCAGAAAUUAAAAAAAUGGAAAUGGACAUUGUGGUUUUGACAGAAACGAGAAAGAAAAACAAUGGAAUCGAGGAAAUAGAUGAGUACAUACAUUUUUACAACGAUUGCUGUACUUCUAAUAACUGUAGCUGCGGCUACUUCAUCGGCAACCGCCGAACCAUCCCCGGACAUCGUCCCCUACCCCAACGGCAUCAGCGGCACGGGGGUGACCACCAGGUACUGGGACUGCUGCAAGCCAUCCUGCGCUUGGGCCGACCUCAUCCACACGCCCACCGGCAUACCCAUAGCCUCCUGCGAGCUCGACGGCGCUACCAAGGCCAAGCCCACCGAAGGGUCCGGCUGCGGCACCGGCGGCACGGCCUUCGCCUGUACCAACCAGCAGCCCUUCAUGGUCAACUCCACCCUGUCCUAUGGCUUCGCCGCCGCCUCCUUCACCGGCGGCCUCGACUACAGCAUGUGCUGCUCCUGCAUGCUGCUGAGCUUCCAGGACCAGCUGAAGGGCAAGCAGUUCUUGGUGCAGGUGCUGAACGCCGGGGACACGUUGCAGCAGAACCAGUUCGAUCUGGCGAUGCCCGGCGGCGGCGUGGGCAUCUUCCCGUUGGGCUGCAUGGCCCAGUGGAACGCGUCGGAGAGCGGUUGGGGCGACCAGUAUGGCGGGGUGCAUACUGUGGAGGAGUGCGACCAGCUGCCGGUGGUGCUGCAGCCCGGGUGCAAGUGGAGGUUCGAGUUUAUGGAAGGAGUGUCCAAUCCCGCCGUGACGUUCUAUCAGGUUAAAUGCCCGAAGGAGUUGGUUGAGAUAUCCGGUUGUGAUUUGUGAAUAAAUUUUGUUGAAUGAUUAGUUUUGUGUAUUAUUUAAUUUUUAUUCAAAUUUUAGUUUUUUACGUUCAUUCAUUGUUCAAAUCUUCCAUCAAUUAACAAUCAUUG
This is a messenger RNA of Phyllotreta striolata, 1119 nucleotides long. Lineage: Eukaryota; Metazoa; Arthropoda; Insecta; Coleoptera; Chrysomelidae. The record is from the annotation of a GenBank genome assembly.